Messenger RNA from Metarhizium album ARSEF 1941, 3453 nucleotides. RefSeq names its product Histone deacetylation protein Rxt3. The record is from RefSeq and is a predicted model, not a curated record. NCBI's taxonomy places the organism in Eukaryota, Fungi, Ascomycota, Sordariomycetes, Hypocreales, Clavicipitaceae. The transcript has 2 exons. Bases 1 to 3453 code for a protein of 1150 amino acids.
AUGGAUCCAAGACACGGCCAGCCUGCUCCCGUGCCACGGCGGUCCAAGUCCAAGUCGUCGAGCUCCAACGCCAACGCCAACGCCAACGCCAGCUCCGUCUCCGUUUCCAUCUCCAAGCCGAGCUCCAACGGCCCUUCGCAUUUCCCGCCAGCCUCCAUCGUCGUCUCGCCCCCCGUGCAUCCUGCCCAGCAUCACCCCUUUGCGACGCACACGUUUGCGCCCGCCCCUGCCUACGCUGCCGACCCUCGUCGACCCUCGGACGCUUCGUACUACCCGCCGCCCGGCCGCGCCAGCUUGCCAGCUCCCGACCUUGGCCACAACCACUCGCAGCCGCACUCGCAUUCGCACUCGCGCGCCCAGAGCGCUUCGUCGCUCCCCCCGCUCCCGCCCGCCAGGGACCACGGCCGCAUCAUGCCUCCUCCGCCGACGUCGCCCUCGCAGGGCCAGCAAGGAGGUGGCCAACCGCCGCCGCAUCACCACCACCAGCAGGCGCAGAACGCCGUGAGCUACGGCCCCGUUCCGCCUCGUCCGCCUCCCCUUUCCGUUGGGUCGUCUGCUUCGUUCCCGUCCGGGAGGGAACUCCCGGCCUUGGGCUCCGUCGCCAGGUCGGCAGGCGGCCCGGGAAGCAGCUCCAUGUCGAUAUCUUCUAUGCUCGGCGGACCGCCUCCCGCCUCGCGUGAUUCGCAACCGCCACAGCACUACUCAUCCCACGGUCCUCCGCCAUCAUCGGCGCCGGGAUACGGACCUGCCACGCAGGCCUCGCCGAGACUAACCUCUGCGUCAUCCGAAUACCCUCCGUUCCGCCGACCUCAAACUCCCGACCAUCCGCGACCCUACGAUUCCCGCGGCAGCGCGGCGCCCUCGCCUCACGGUCCCUUCGCGACCACGCCCGACUUGCAACGAUACGGCACCCCCCAAAGCUAUCAUCAGCGCCACCCGUCUGCACCUGCCGAUGCAUCGCGAGAGCCAGGGAGAAUGUCUGCCGGCCCGCCCCCGGCUCAGAACAAGCCGCCGCCGUAUGGCGGUAUGCCACCGCGGCCUCUGGACGUGGGCCGGCCAGACGACCCCUACGCAAGAAGAGACGAUGGAAGACCGCCUGCAGCCAUGGAUCACAAUCCUGAACGGCCGGGUCUGAGGCCAUACCCUUACGAUGAACGGUUCCGCCCCGACAGAGAUCGACAGCCAGCUCCCGAGGCUCGCGAGAGAGAAGGCAGGGAGCGGGCCUACUCGGGAGGUGGCGAUCCGCGUCGGCAGCACAUGUCUCCUCACGAGCUGGGACAACGGGACACGCACCCCGGACAGUCUCCGUACGGACGCCCUCCAGAGCACCGAGAUGCCCGCGACCAGUGGGGACGGCCAACAACAAGUUCAGACCCGAAUUACAGACCGCCUGCUGAACAUCAACGACCGCAACAUCCCGAGUACUCCCCUGUGCCCGGGCCAUACACUCACCACGGGCCGCCGUAUCCGAGUUCCACGCCGGAUCGAUACCCGCCGACCUCGCAUCCUCCUCCACCUCACCCACCUGGGAACGCGCCGGCGCCGCCUCCACAGUCAUACGAGGCUGACCGAGCACGCAUGGAUCAAGUUCACACUCAUCCGCCUCAGCCUCAAGCUCCUUCCCGCCGUGAAGAGCCGCCUCCGCCACCAGCCGGCCCAGGUUAUGGCACUUCUCAAGGCCCGCCGUUUGAUUCGCCUCGCAAGGCAGGUGACGACCAUCACGGGCCAAACGGAUUGCAACGGAAUCUAUUAGCCGUCCAAGACAUCAAUCGCAAGGGUCGAAUGUCCCCUCUCCCGCAAGCAGUCCAAGGUGCACAACCACAACAACCUGGCCCUGCGGCCGAGCCCGGCAUCAAGAGCGAAUUUGGUCGCAUGUUCUCCGGCAUUGGGAGUGGCGUCAGUGGCAUCGGCAUGUCCAGCCCGGUGACGUCCUCGGCGGCGACAGCCUUCCCAAGUCAAACAUCACAUCCUGGGGUUGCCAAGCGCGAAGACAUUGAAAAUGCCGGGGCUGACUCGGGGCCCGACAAUGGAAGGGGCGCAAAGCCUGGGAGAAGACGGAAGUUGAAGGAUGAACAUGCUCACGACGACGAUAGCUCUGGUAGACUUACUCCUGCUGGACGAGCAAACAAACGUGCCAAACCGCAUCAGCACCAUCACCACCAUCAUCACCAUCACCACCACCACCACGGGCAAGAUUCUGUACCAUCACCGGCCACUGCAGCUGCCCAGUCCAAGAAUCUAAAGGGAAGCACUCCAACGGCUCCGCCGACUGACAAGGCUCACCAUCACCACCACCACCACCACGGCCAAAAGGCCGGGGCUUCCGCGCCGGCCACCCAGACCAAGUCUGCGCCUCCCGUCAUUCCACCAAAGACGAAAACGGUAGUAGCCUCCAAGCUCGUGUUGGACUCGGUCGCCAAUCGCGCAAGGCAUCAUCUCGGAGAUUUCAUAUACGAUCCCCAGCUGAAGCCGGGCCGACUACUUCCGAACACUCCCACGCACAGAGGGUUCUCGUCGAAUCCCAAGCCACUCCCCUGGGAUAUCAUCCAGAACAAUGAGAAUUGCACACUCACAGUCAAGGUUCCCCUCGUUCACCUCUCUCCCUUAGCUCGCGAGGAAAUCACGGCCCGAGCCUAUCUGUGGGGCACAGACGUUUACACUGAUGAUUCGGACGUGGUGGCGGCUUGCAUCCACGGCGGAUGGAUAAAGGGUGAGUGGACAGACGACGUGGAUACGGCCAUGCUGGACCUGGACCAGGGAGCGGCCGAGGGCGGCAAGCGCAAGACCAAGAAUCCAACCCCCCCGGAGCUGCUGAGUCGAGAAUCGGAGGAUGCCAUCACUGCGCCGCCGCCUUUGGGACCCAUGGACAUCCCAGCAAGCCGCGAUUUGCUCGUCAAUGUUCUGAUCCUGCCUCGACUUGUCAAAUACUCGGCAUCUACGCGAUUCGGCAUUUCCAGCCGGGAGUUUGGGGGCCAACAUGGCAGUCGACACUCUGUCCACGACGGCAUCAGUUACAUGAUCAAGAGCAUCCGAUGGGUGGAAAACGGCGCGCAGCCCCAAUCGAGGCUACGCGGCGAGGCUAGAAGGCAACGCAUGCGCAAAGCAAUGCAAGAAGUCUCAGCUAGCUUUGGCAAUAUCCACGGGCCUGACGUGGAGCCGAUCAGGGACAAUUCGUCGCCUCUGAGAGGCGACAUCAGCGGCAACUGGAGAAGGAAGGAUCAGACCGAGGCGCCUGCGGAGGCGGCAGACGACAAUCCGGACCAGGAACGCGCGGGGAGCGAGGGAAACAAGGAGAACCAGAACCGCGUGGCGACGACACAGCUGACGACACAGCCCGGGGAGCCGGAAGAGCCACCCAAGGAGACGAGGCAAACGCCGCCGGUCCAAGACGUCGAAACGGUGAAGGAAGUGGGGCGAGAGAAGAAGGAGUCGGACACUGUAGAAGAAAAGUGA